GUAUAUAAACAACCAACUUGGCAACUUACAUCCUCAAUUUCUCUCAUAAUAUACAUAUCUCCACUCAUCAAAACCUCUGUUUUAGCUUGGUUUCAGAUUUAGAUAAUCAAUGGCGAAAGGUGGAAAGCUAAUCAAGAUCAAAUCGGUGCUAAAGAAGUGGCAUUCAUUUGGGAACGGGAAGCCAGGUGGUCUGACGAAAGGCUGCUUCAGUGCGUCCACUUCCGAUGAGGAUAUUGAGUGCCCGCAGCAGAAGUUGAGCCGUUCUCAUUCUCAUCCUGCUGUGUAUGUAGGCAAAUCACGGCGGCGCUACCUUAUAAGCUUCGGUGUGGCCCAACACCCAUUGUUUCAAGAGCUUGUGGAACGUUCGGGUUCAGGUUUAGACGAUGAGGAUCAUCCCAAUGUGACGAUUAAAUGCGAGGUUGUGCUGUUUGAACAUCUUUUGUGGAUGAUCGAGAAUGCAGUUUCUCAACCUGACGCUUUGCAUGAGCUUGUGGAUUUUUACGCUUGCUGAAACUAAUCCUGGUCAAUCUAUGCUUUUUAUUUUAUAUAUUUUAUAUUUUAGAAAAAUAAAAUUUAUGUGCUAUUUUAUCCUCUUAUUUCAUUUCAUCCUUUAAUUUUACAAGCAUCAUCUUCUUUUGUUGAUUCUUUGCAAUAUGUACUUGAACUAG
Messenger RNA from Lactuca sativa (garden lettuce), 668 nucleotides. RefSeq names its product auxin-responsive protein SAUR78. NCBI's taxonomy places the organism in Eukaryota, Viridiplantae, Streptophyta, Magnoliopsida, Asterales, Asteraceae. Gene Ontology annotation, biological process: response to auxin. The record is from RefSeq and is a predicted model, not a curated record.